UCAUCCGGAGCAAGUAAUGACAAAACUAUUAAGCCGUCAUUGAAACGACGUCGUCUGCUUGGAAAUUGCCGCCUGCCUGUUGGGGCCCACCGCACAAAACGGUGACGUACCGACACGUCCUCCAUAGCUACCGUGACGUACAACAUUACAUCACAGGCGUUGACGUUAGAAUCUACCCCACCACAAUCCCCAUUUUGCCCCUCAGCCCCCCCGCUAUAACUAUCCCCCAAACCCUCACAAUUUAUUCUCCCCCUCCUCUUUCACCCCCAAAUUAAAAACCAAAUCCCUAACAAUGCAACAGGCUCUGCCCUACCGGAAUUUCCUCCCCGCCGUCAUCGGAAACUCGCCGACGGCGACAAGUUCCUCCACCGGCGGCGUGGCGGCGAUCAGCGACGCAGCAAGCGUGAAGAAAUUGGUGGAGGAGAAUGCUGUGGCGGUGUUCGCGCGGCGGGGAUGCUGUAUGUGCCACGUCGUCAAGCUGCUCCUCCACGGCCACGGCGUUAGUCCGGCGAUCUUCGACGUCGAUGAUCAGAAUGAAGGCGAUGUCGCCGAUGAGUUGUCGAAAAUCAUCGGCGCGUCGGGGAACUCCGCCGCGCCGAAAUUCCCUGCGGUAUUCGUCGGCGGCGAAUUGUUUGGUGGACUGGAGGAUAUUAUGGGCGCUCAUAUUUCCGGCGAGUUGGUUCCCCGGCUGAGGGAAGCUAGGGCUCUGUGGCUUUGACUCAGUCCAAUUUUUGUUUUCAUUUUAUUAUAUUUUGAUGUAAUUUCGGAAUUGGGAGGCUUUACUAGAUUAAAUUACGGUGGAUUAAAUUUUAUUUUGUAAAUUAUUAUAGCAGCUGAUCACUCUUUUCUCUUUUGUUAGCGUUUAAAUAUAUAUAUAUAUAUUUAGACUGUUUGUUUGGGGUUUAAA
Molecule: messenger RNA, 907 nt
Organism: Andrographis paniculata
Lineage: Eukaryota; Viridiplantae; Streptophyta; Magnoliopsida; Lamiales; Acanthaceae
Product: glutaredoxin-C9-like
Exons: 1
Coding region: 293-718 (141 amino acids)
Source: RefSeq, a predicted model, not a curated record